AGGGAAUCUGCGGUUUGUAUCAUCGUAGUAAACAAACAGAAAGAAUUGGCGACGUUGGCGGUUAUUUAUUAGGGUUUUUUUUAUUAACUCAAGCUUCAAGCUUUCAUGGAUUUUUAUCUUCAGGGAGCAGUUUCCGAGCACUCGAAAGGGCUUCAACAAUCUGAUCACUUGGUGACCGCGAGCUUCAGGAAGCUGGUGCCCAACAAGUGAAUCUAAAGCAAACAGAGAAUUGGUUGGCUGUGGCUGGAGGUUUCAUAUUAGGCUUCUAUUUCUAUUGAGGAAAUAAGGUUACCAUGACAGGGCAACUGCCAGGGAAUCCUUCUCAGCAUGGGAGUAUUGGAAAUGGAGCCUACAUGGUGUUCAAUAAUACGUCAGAAUGUUCUCACUGUGCACCCAGGUGGUACUUCAGUAGACAAGAAAUAGAAAAGUGUUCACCAUCUAGAAAAGAUGGAAUUGAUUAUAAGGAAGAGAGCCAUCUUCGCAAGUUAUACUGUUCAUUUAUUCAGGAGUUGGGCAUGAAGCUUAAAGUACCCCAAUUAACAAUUGCGACGGCGAUGCUUUUAUGCCAUCGGUUCUAUAUGCACCAGUCUCAUGCAAAGAAUGAAUGGCAGACAAUUGCUUCAGUAUGCAUGUUUCUUGCAAGCAAGGUUGAAGAAACACCACGGUUGCUGAGGGACAUUGUUGUUGUGUCUUAUGAGUUAAUCUACAGGAGAGAUCCUCUCGCUGCACAAAGAAUAAAAAAGAAGGAAGUUUAUGAGAGACAGAAAGAACUAAUUUUAAUUGGGGAGAGACUUCUACUUGCAACUGUAGCAUUUGAUCUCAAUAUCCAACAUCCAUACAAGCCACUUGUUGCAGCUUUAAAGAGAUUAAACAUUUCUCGUCAUGACCUUGUAAAAGUGGCAUGGAAUUUUGUGAAUGAUUGGCUCUGGACGACAUUGUGCUUGCAGUACAAACCGCAUUACAUAGCAGCUGGCUCUUUGUUCCUCGCUGCAAAAUUUCAUAAGGUGAAGCUGUCUGCAGAUAGAGGAAAAGCUUGGUGGUUGGAGUUUGAUGUUACACCUCAACGAUUAGAAGAGGUUAUCCAGCAGAUGCUGGGAUUGUUGGAGCAGCAGAACAGAAGAACUUUAAUUCCUUCUGUGCGUGAGAAGGCAAUCAAUGCUACAGUGUUGGAGCAGCAGAACAGAAGAGCUUUAACUCCUCCUGUGCGUGAGAAGGCAAUCAAUUCUACAUUUGUUGAAAAGGCAGUUUCCUGCAGUUCACAAUCUUGCAUUCUAAGUGGGUCAAUUGCAGCUUCUAUUUCAAGUCAAGGUUCCGAUAGAGAGGUUGGUAGAGGUGCCCUGUCCACAAGUAUGAAAGACACUUAUGGCUCAGUUGAUGGAAAAGGAGAACUGCAACAAUGUCGGACAAGUGAUUGUGGAAGCAUGAACAGUGUUGUUGAAGAUGACAAUACAUCCGCAGAGGGUGAGGUUCAGGCGAGGGUACUGGAUUUCGAUCAAAUAUCAAGUUGUAAGAUGGUGUCUGUUAAUGUUGGUCUCAGUGAUUCCGACAAGGUUCGGAUUAGAGAGGCAUUAAAGAGGAGGAGGUGUGAUAGGGCUACGAGGAAUGUUGUGGAAGCAAUGGAUGAUGAUGAUUCCUGGAUGGAAAGAGAACUAGAAAAUGGUGUAAAGCUGGAGUCUACAUCUGCAGGAAGGAGACAAAGGUUGAUUUGAUUAAGGUUUGCAUUUGAACUGAGGCUCAAAUUGAUUAUUAAACGGCCUUUUUGCUGUCCAAGAUGGGAGGAAACAAAAAGGUUAUUGAAUCCGUAAACUGGAGAAUGUGUUGGUUGGAAGUCUGGACUUUGGACUCUGGAUUCUGGACUUUUUCUGCGACUCGUCAACUAAUGUAGGUGAGUUUAGUAUUGGAGCUGAUUCUUUUUCUUCUAUUUUUUCCCUCUAACACAGUUUACUAUUUUUUUUAAGUUGUAACUAUGGUCUAGUUAUCAUUGUAUUUACAUUUUAAUUGCCGUUUAUAUAUGUGCAUUUUUUGUUUC
Molecule: messenger RNA, 2029 nt
Organism: Macadamia integrifolia
Lineage: Eukaryota; Viridiplantae; Streptophyta; Magnoliopsida; Proteales; Proteaceae
Product: cyclin-T1-3-like
Exons: 7
Coding region: 294-1709 (471 amino acids)
Biological process (GO): regulation of transcription by RNA polymerase II; positive regulation of DNA-templated transcription, elongation
Cellular component (GO): cyclin/CDK positive transcription elongation factor complex; nucleus
Molecular function (GO): cyclin-dependent protein serine/threonine kinase activator activity
Source: RefSeq, a predicted model, not a curated record